Messenger RNA from Sebastes umbrosus (honeycomb rockfish), 5935 nucleotides. It is a transcript of the gene fndc1, whose product is annotated as fibronectin type III domain containing 1. The record is from RefSeq and is a predicted model, not a curated record. The transcript is spliced from 22 exons. Lineage: Eukaryota; Metazoa; Chordata; Actinopteri; Perciformes; Sebastidae. The coding region runs from base 28 to 5238 and encodes 1736 amino acids. Gene Ontology annotation, molecular function: protein binding.
CUGCGCAGCAGAAGCGCCACACUCACUAUGGCUUUAGCCGCAAGCAGGACGCUCUUGGCGCUAUUCGUGACGUUUUGCGCACCAGGAUGCGGAUGGACAGCAGAGAAGCCCCUGCGGUCACAGAAUGGGAAACAGACAUCUGUGGAUAGGGGCCUGAGGGAGAGCUGGGAGCCUUCUAUUCAUCUGGAUGGAAGACCUGUGGACCGCUUCGUCAUCAGCUCCAACAAACCCACGAGGUCUCACCGCUUCACGAAAGUGGGCAAGGACAGUCGCUCUCAUCUACUGGAGGAUGUAGACCCUGAAUGGGUUAACCUGGAUGGCUUUGCUGUGUUGGGCGGUGCACCUGUCAGCAACUCAUCAACAGGUCCAGCCAGGUCUCCACAAACUGCUGUCAGAAAGCAGCCCUCUGUGCGGCGGGCCACCAGGGUGGACAGAACAGCUCAGUCAUUGGGCGUGUCUAAUACCAGGACACACAGGAGGGCCCCUCAGUCCUCCUCAGGGCCCAGGCAGCCUGAGAGAGCUGUGGCAGGAGCUCCCCCGCUGGAAAGGCGACGCCAACACCACACCAAGCCUCAAUCUGACCAGAGAAACCGAAACACAGCCAAACUAACAUCUGAGUCCGUUCAUGUGGUGUCACUGCAGGCACAGAAAGCCCAGGGCCAGAGCGCACCCGCCAACAGAGGAGUCGCUACCAAAACAACCACACCAGAGCCACCGGAGUACGAGGCCCGGGACAUCAGCGUCAGGGUCAUGUCUCCCCAGUCGGUCCUCAUCUCCUGGGUUGACCCUGCUGUUGAGAUGGGGAAGGUCGACCCCGAGGUAGUCAGAUCCUACACAGUUAAAUACAGGGAGAAGGGAGAGUCAGCACGCUGGGAGUACAAGGACAGCACCCAGAGGAGGAUGAUGAUAGACACCCUGUCUGCUGACGGCAUGUAUGAGUUCUCUGUCAGAAUCUCUCAGGGAGAAAAUCAUGGGAAGUGGAGCGUCUCCGUCUUUCAGAGGACCCCUGAGUCAGCACCAUCUGGGCCACCCGAGAACUUUGAGGUCAAGCCACUACGAGGGAAGGGAACUGCUGUCAUAGCAACAUGGGAUCCACCUGAAGAACCCAAUGGAAGGAUAAGAGAGUACAUCCUGUCUUAUGCUCCUGCUAUGAAGCCAUUUGGAAUGAAAAGUGUGACGCACCGGGGCAGCAGCACCACAGCCACCGUAGAUGGCCUCACACCGGGAGACCGGUACAUCUUCAAGAUUAGAGCCACCAACAGGAGGGGUCAGGGACCACAGAGCAAGGUCCUCAGUGUUGUCAUGCCAGGAUCCAGCAGCGCUGCCUCAUCGUUCUCAAAAACCAAAGACAGGGGCAGGACUAGCCACACUCCUUCCAAACAGGAUACCGACCAUGAAGAAUCUGACAUCCAGCCAGAAGAGGUGACAGAGGAACCAACCACACCGCCUCUGACACGCCCUGCUACACCUGUCAACAGGCGUGUACGCCCACUUUCCCAGUCACGCUCCUAUCACGGCAUCUUGACCUCUGUGAGGGGCUCAGGCAGGAACACAGUGAACAGAGGGUCUUCCAGAGGAAGAGCUCAAGAUAGAGAAGAGGAGGAAGAAGAAGAAGAGACAAUACCCACAACGCCACCUCCAGAAGAAGAGACGACGACCAUGGAGGUUGUACCAGAGACAAAAGAACCAGACAACGAUGUUUCCCCUGAAUUUGAAGAUGAAUUGGGGUAUGAUGAAAAGCCUCUGACUACUGAGACACCCAGCCUCAAAGUUUUGACGCCCUCCCCCACUAAACCUCAUCCCAAGCCCCCGCCCAGAAGGCCCAUUAAGAUCAGGGUUCAUCAAAAACCAGGAUCCAAGGCUGCUUCCUCAUCUUCAUCUUCUUCUUCUUCAUCCUCCUCAUCUUCUGCCACCUCCUCCGCUUCCUCCUCUUCGUCUGAUUCCUCCUCAUCUUCUACUUCUUCUUCAUCCUCACCUUCUAAAACCUCAUUAUCCUCCUCCUCACGUAUCCAAGAGUCGGCAGCCAGUAGAAAGGACUAUGUGGCUUCCACAUACCCAGAGAGCAAAGACACCUACAAUAAGCCCAGCGUAACACAUACAAAGCCCUCCUCUCCAGUUGUAAAAGAGACCACUUCACAGCAGAAAGAAGCUACAGCUGUUGGUAGAGGUUCAGCUUCAGCUGGGCGCACCAAUGGGUCGGGGUUGGGCUCUAGAUAUGGUUACAGUCGAAGAAAUCCUGGAUAUUUGUUUAGAGGGAAUUCAACUCGACUGCUGAAUGGUUACAAACCGGCCGUCACCUCACAAUCGAAUUCACCAAGCAGAACUCCAAACGCACGUAGUUCAGCAACAUCACAGUCCACUUUACCAGACAGGACAUCACCUGAGCGAGACACAACACACAGGGAGGGAAAUGAUGACAGUAAUGACAAAAACACAGAUGCAGAUGUAGUUGAAGAGCCAACUUCAAGCUCUAAACCACAACCCACAGAGGAGGUGAGAGGGGAGGAAGAGGGAAGGGAGGAGAGCAGUAAUGAAAAACCUGUGGUUCCUCGUACCAGAAUUAGCCCCUCAUUUGCUGAAAGGUUCCCUUGGCUAGCUACCCGUUACCCAGGCAGGUUUGGCUCAGGGACGAGAGCUACAUCUUCCAGGCAGGACGGUAGGACCCCCGUGACCAGGACGUCACCCUCCAUGGGGGCCAGCAGACCCGUCUCUAGGGGGACACCCACUAGAGUUUCAGGGGCCACAGGUGCUGCAGGAGUAUCCAAGAUACAGGAGACUAGUGAAGAUCUGAGGACUCAUGACUCACUGAAGAACGGGGUGGGGGUGGGUUCAGUUAAACCUUCUUCGACCAAUCAAAACACAGCAUCUAGUGACGCUAGAAACCCAACUACCUCAUCCUCUUCAUCAUCUUCCUCUUCUUCAAACUCUGAUUCCCAUCGUUCCUCAGGUGGAGACUCAAGUAAGCCCGUCCAUAGAGGAACGUCUAAUGGCAAUAACAACGAUCAUAAUGACGAUUAUCUCAAUGAAAGGAGUAGAGAAAUCAGUGGAAAAAAUGAUGAAGUUGCGGACCCUGCAGCGGCCCAGAAGAAUCCGACUAUAACUUCUGCUGAGCCUCACAGAAACGUAGAGGACAAUGAUAGUGUGGAUACAAGGGAAACUUCUUCCAGGACCAGACCUGGCUCACCGUCUGGAGGCUCUCCACCUUAUCGUCGUCCUGGUAUGGGAGUGAAUGGGAGGGUACGCUCUCCUCUGCUUGCUAACAGGCAGAUUGGUGGAUCUAGGCUUCCCAUCAGACCACAGCCAGCACAGAACUCAAGGCUGGGUUCUUCAACGUCUGAUUCCUCAUCAUCAUCGGACUCCUCUUCUUCUUCAAAUGUGCCCCAACCAGUUCUGACCUCAGAUCGUGAUGUUGGCAGUGGCACUACUGUGACAAAGACAGGGGGAUUAAUUGGAGGCAACUCCCAGUCUACAUCGUCGUCGUCAUCAUCUAGAGACAGCUUUAGGGGCCAGGGGGGUCGGUCUCGCUAUCCCAUCGUUAGAGGCAAGCCAACCAAUGGAGGACAACCCAAGCCAGCCAAUGGAAAUGUAGGUAAAAAUGGACGACCAAACCUGACAGCAACAAGUGAUAAAGAAUCCCCUUCCUCUCAUGGAACAAGCAAGGCCGUUGGUCAAAGGUUUAUCACUGGACCUGAUGGAACCAAAUGGGUCGUAGACUUAGAGAAGGGGGUUCUUAUGAACCAGGAGGGACAAGUUCUCCAGGACUCCCAGGGCAAACCAAAGAGAGUGGUGCUUGGAGAGGACGGACGCACGAUUUUUGACCACAUGGGCAGUCCACUGGUAAACGAGGACGGUAUGGCUCUGUUUGGCCAUGGCCGAGAUAGCCGGCCUGUGGUCAACCCCAAAGACAAGAUCCUCAUGGUUGGAGGGAAACCUCUACUUGGCUUGGACCUUCCUCACCUCAGGACCACCACCACCACCACUAGGGCUCCGACCACCACCACCACCAUCACCACCACCACACCUGAACCCACCACCACUGACUGGAUCAUAGAGGAGUCUACCUCUGCACCACCGUUCCCAACCUGUCCACCUGGAACCUUCUCCAAAACAGAUGAAUACGGGUAUCCACUGCUGGAUGCAGAAGGGAUAUUGGACUGUUAUCCAGAAGAGGAAUCCUCAGGAAUGGAAAUGGACCACAUGGUUACAGUGACCAUGGCUGAUGCUUUAGCUCUUAAGAAAGAUGAUCUUUUUGUCCAGACCACCCUGCCACCCACAACCACCACCACCACCACAGAGAUCCCGACUCCGGAGCCAGACACCAGACCAUCCAACCACGGCCCGUCAUCUGAGUUUGACCUCAGUGGGAAGAAGCGAUUCACAGCUCCCUAUGUGAACUACAUCCGGAAGGACCCGGCUUCUCCGUGCUCCCUGACGGAGGCUCUGGAGUAUCUUCAGGUCGACGUCCUAGCAGACCUGAUAGAGAAGGACAGCCUGGUAGCCAAUCAGAAUCAGCCUCCCAAAAACAAGCCUCGCAACUUCACGGUGGUCGCCAUGGAGGGCUGCCACUCAUUCAUCAUUCUGGACUGGGGCCGCCCACUGAAGGAUGACAUGGUCUCAGGCUACAUGGUCCACAGUGCUUCAUAUGACGAUGUCCUCAACAAUAGAUGGUCCACUAGACCCUCCAGUGGGACACACCUGCCUGUGGAGAAUCUCAAACCUAACUCCAGGUACUACUUUAAAGUGCAGGCCAAGAAUGUGUUUGGUUUGGGACCCGUCAGCGAUACACUCACCUAUGUCACCGAAUCAGACGAUCCUCUUCUCAUCGAAAGACCACCUGGUGGAGAGCCAAUCUGGAUCCCCUUUACCUUCAAGUAUAACUCGGCCCACAGCAGCUGUAAGGGCAGCCAGUAUGUCAAGCGGACAUGGUACAGGAAGUUUGUGGGCGUGGUUUUGUGUAACUCUCUGCGAUACAAGAUCUUCAUGGGAGACGGUCUUAGAGAGCCCUUUUACAGUAUAGGAGAUACCUUUGGCCAGGGAGAGGACCAUUGCCAGUUUGUGGACUCCUACAGGGACGGAAGGACCGGUCCGUUCUACCUCUCAAAUAAUCUGCCCUCAGCACAAGGAUUUUAUCGCGCCUACAGACAGGAGCCCGUUGCAUUUGGAGUCAUUGGCCGACGCACAGCCCAUCCAUUCGUGGGCUGGUAUGAAUGCGGGGUGCCCAUCCCCGGGAAGUGGUAACACAGGAGGAGUAGGAGACAUUGUUACCGAGGGCAACCCUUCUGCAUCCUGCUGCAGGCUCUUACAUUCACUGGUCUCGCCCUUAAAAACAGACUUUUGCCUGCCCAAAUGAAAUGACACCACUACGAAUUUAUUACAGCUUCACAGAAAGAGAAUAUAAUACUUUUUAAACAACUCAAUGUAUAUCAUUACAAUGCACUUUUUUAUAUAAAGCAGUUUGUAUAUGAGGGGAAAAAGAAGCAUGUGUGCUCUUGCUUAGUGUAACUCAUGUCCUAAAGUGUCCUUGUACUAUUCCCAACUAUCCCAGAGACAGGUCCUCACCCAGUGUUAUUUAUCUCAUCAAUAAUGCACACGCACGGUCAAACCAGUGACAUUGGACCAAAGCACAAGCUGCAAAGCAAACUGUAAGAAUGGGCACUUAAGGUGUGUAUAGGUCUGUUCAUUUUCAAUCGUGAGAUUUGUAUUUCAUAAUGUAACAGCUUCUGACAGCUACUUUUUGUUUGUUUAUUCGUGUUCUUAAAACAUCUUACUGUUUUUUUUACACCCUUUUGGUAUUCAUCAGAAUUCAUUAAAAGUUACUGUGUAAGUUUUUUAUGUAUACGGACAAAGAAUAAAAGACCAAAUAUUUGCUCAGGAAUUGUGAGAGAUUGAAUAAAGGUGUUAUGGAAACCACAGCAAUCCAAAAACAUGAAUCAUA